Messenger RNA from Cicer arietinum (chickpea), 1259 nucleotides. RefSeq lists its product as uncharacterized. The record is from RefSeq and is a predicted model, not a curated record. NCBI's taxonomy places the organism in Eukaryota, Viridiplantae, Streptophyta, Magnoliopsida, Fabales, Fabaceae.
AGAAAACCAUCAAGGAUGUUGAGCACGGGUAUAAUUCACAAUUUUUUCAAAAUCUACAUCACUGUGUAUCAAGAAAGUGUAUGAAAUUAAUUGAUAACCAGUUGGAAAGGGUGAAGAUUGUAGGCACUAACAAAACAGAAUGUGGUUGUUCAAUUAGAACAACUCAUGGAUUACCAUGUGCUUGUGAGUUGGCUAAGUUGCAGAUAAAUGGUAAUGCUAUCCCUUUAGAUAGCAUUCAUGAUUUUUGGAAACAGUUAAGCAUUGCACAUGAAUUAGAGGAUGAAGAAUCUUUAUCAGAUUAUGACUUUUCUGAAGAGUUGGAAGCAAUGAAAGCGUACAUGAAGACACACGAUAUUAUAAGUCAAAGGAUAUUCAAGGCAAAGGUGCGUGAAGUUGUAUUUCCACAUACCACAUCAAUACUUGCACCACCAGAGAAAGUGAGAACCAAGGGAGCAAGUAAAAAGAAGAAAGAAUUUGAUACUCCUCGUGAUCCUUCAUAUUGGGAGUAUGUUGAUGCCUCUCAAGAAUCUGCAAAGGCAAGGCAACCAUCUCAAUCAUCUCAACGUUCUGCAAGGCAACAAUCUCAAUCAUCUCAGCAUUCUUUUAAGACACAAUUUCCUACUUAUAUACGUCCGUAUAUUGAGGACAUAGUAGAUGUUGUGGCUGAUGGAAAUUUUGGGUUUCGUGCAAUUGCAGCAUUGCUAGGUUGGACCGAAGAAUCUUGGGCUUUAGUUCGAUCACAAUUGGAUAAAGAGAUUGGUCUACAUAAAGAUGUUUAUUCUAAUGUUUUUGAUGACAAUGUUGAAUCAGUGCGGAACUCAUUGAAAAUAUCAAAAUUGGGUGCUCAAGGAAAAGAUAAGUGGAUGUCUUUACCAGACUUGGGUUACGUGAUAGCAACACUAUAUAAUGUCAUAUUGGUGUCGUUGUCUCGUAAUCUGAAUAUGACAUUUUUCCCGCUAAACAAAUCACCAUCGAAAGAGACCUUUGGGCAGUCUUUACUAGCAAUUGGAUUUGUUAACGAGAAUCAUUGGGUACAGAUCAAAUUGAAGUCUGAUUGUCCUUUGCCACCUACGUCACAAAAAUGGAAAGACUUUUGUAGUGACACAGCAAAGAGUUGGGAAGUAGCUUAUGCAGCACGUAUGAAGCAUUGGGAACGCAUUGAUCCAUCAUUUAUCAGAUCAUCUUGUAUUUCAUUAAAUGAAGAUUAGAAUAUGUUGUGUAUCUACGUUUAUGGAUUAUUAUAAUAUUUUGUUUUAUCA